Molecule: messenger RNA, 532 nt
Organism: Mercenaria mercenaria
Lineage: Eukaryota; Metazoa; Mollusca; Bivalvia; Venerida; Veneridae
Exons: 3
Source: RefSeq, a predicted model, not a curated record
CCCUCGGGUAUCAUUUUGGAAAUCUUACCUGACAGAUUCGUAAUAUUCUUAACAUAUAUAUACAGAAUUGUUCAGAAGGGGUAGAAAAUACUUUGUGUAAAGGUCACCUUGUUCGAAAAUGGUGAAAUAUACUCUGAGUGGGUUUACAAUACGUGGAUUUUUUGAACACAAGAAGCACUGGGCCCCAAGGCGUGGUGAACUUUUAGAUUGUAGACACAGCCAAGUUCAUGGUGCCGUAGAAGUGUUGAAAGGAAAAAGUGUAAAUGGUACAGUACCAACAGAAUUGCAGGAAGUUUCAAGGAACUUUUUAAAAGCUGGAGGUGUUAUAAAUGCCCGAGUCAUACAGGUUGUUCCAGUGAAUGGACCUAAAGGCGAAGAAAUCCGUUGUCAGUAUAUUUGGUCGUAUGGGUCUAAUAAAACUGAAACGGCUUUGAUGAAAAAUGCAGUAAAUUUGGCUAGAGAAGUUGUUGCAAAGCAAAGGAAGAAAGCCAACAGUAAAAAGAUUAUAUUUAAAAAGGUCAAUGAAGCUGCG